AUGAAGACUCAAACCAUCGCUUCCGUUGGCCUUUUCGCCAAGCUGGCGCUUUCUCAAUCAGUCAUCAACUCCGGAAAUGGAUUUGGAACCUACUAUUACGACGUUAUUGAUAGGAAUGGCUGCGGCAACAACUUCGCCAACAUCAACACGGGAUUCGUUGAAUGCAACCAGGUUACCGGCUUGUCCCUGAACCAGAUCAACAGCAACAACGUUGUUGCCAUGAACCGCACCCUUCUUGCUUCAAACUUUGCCAAGUACUGCGGCAAGAAAGUUGUUGUCAGCUUCAAUGGUGUGCCAUCUAGCACGCCGUUCUUCAUCGGUGAUGGUUGUGAGCGCUGCGCUACUGGACCAUCUACCGCCAGCGUGUGGAACCCCAACGGUGCUCCUGGACUGGAUUUCAGCUUGAGCGGCCUUGAUGGAAUCAACUCCAACGGCUGCUUUGCUGGACACCUCGAUAUCUCUUGGCAGAUUUUGGACGAGACUCUCUACAACUUCGACACAAAUGCUCCCGGUCAGCCUAAUGGCCCGGUCAACGGCGGUGGAAGCAACCCUGGAAACGGCGGCGGUACUUGCAGCUGGGAAGGCCACUGCCAAGGCGCAACUUGCAGUACAGAUGAUGAUUGCUCCGACCCUUGGGGCUGCGUCAACGGCAUUUGCGGUGGCAGCUCAAGCGGUGGUUCUACUCCUCCUCCCACUACUUGCUCUUGGGAGGGUCACUGCAUUGGCGCUUCUUGCGGCUCUGAUGAUGACUGCUCCGACGACUUUACGUGCAAGAGUGGCAAGUGUGCCAAUCCCUAA
Messenger RNA from Trichoderma aggressivum f. europaeum, 798 nucleotides. RefSeq lists its product as uncharacterized. Bases 1 to 798 code for a protein of 265 amino acids. The record is from RefSeq and is a predicted model, not a curated record. The transcript has a single exon. Lineage: Eukaryota; Fungi; Ascomycota; Sordariomycetes; Hypocreales; Hypocreaceae.